AUGAAUUGGAAUGAAGCUGCGGACUCGUUCAGGGCCAAGGUUUUGAGAAGCGGAUUAUUUGAUCCACCUGUUGCUUCUUCGCUUAUUGCUCAGACACCCAACGAGCCUAGCAAUACAACGAAUGUUUGGUCCUCCUCUGUUGCAUCUUCCAGUCCCCAGUUUUUGUUUUCAAACAUAAGACGACCAUCAGAUCAGCAACAACAUUCUUUAUCAUCUGUUUCAUCAAAACCCGAGGACAUGAGCCUUCGUUUAACCCCGAAAUAUGAAAUGCCCCAUGUAUCUACUCCUCUCAAAGACAGCUUUUACAACAGAAGUAAUACGUUUACAUUAAAUACAGACAGAUCAACGACCCCAGAGGUCGAUCAUUUAAAAAACUCAUAUUUAUCCUUACGACAACAGGAAGAAGAACAAAGGAAGAAGGAAUUGAUUCUUGAGCAAGGAAAGCAUGAUCUACACAAAACAAUCAACAUUAGCCCUAGUCUUAUCUAUCCUAACUCCAGUUCCCCUUCAACGCAGUUUUUAAACCAUUCAAGCUCAAAAGAAACUGUGAUACCUCCUUCCUCUAUUCUUUCCUCCAGGAACCUCUUCGGAUCUAGACUUCAUGAACCUAAAAUCAACAACUAUGAUAACAUUGGACUUGCACGAGGAAGAAAAAUAGAAUUAAUCUAUGAACGAAAUUCACCGGAUGUUGAAUUAGUGAAACAAAGGAUCAAUGAAAGAGAGGUAAAAACACAAACCCCGGACUUUGAAAUAGAUGUAGCGACUCAAACUGAACUGUUUGUACCUUCGGAUCAUCAAAAAGAUAGUCCUAAACGGGUCAUCAAGAUUAAGGACAAGGGUACAACCACAAAUCUGGAUGAAAAAAGCAAAAUUACUUUUCCGACCAAUGAUGCGUCAAGCACCGAAUGGAUCAACGCACGAUUUAAAGUGGAAGAUCACCUUUUUGAACAACAGCAUGAGCCUAAAAAUUCACAAAAUGAGCUGAAGAGCACUCUUAAAAGUGAGCACGCAGAAACACAAACACCAAGUCCUUCAAAAAAGAAAAAGAAGAAGACAAAGAAAAAGAAACCCAAAUCAUACGAUUUAUCACAAUUUUUGGAGGAGUACGAUCUACCACAACCUUCGAUUAGCUCGACACCAAUUUCUGGUAAAGUUUCGUCCGGAACUCAAUCGUCUCCACAACUGGAUAACAAUGGAACACGGGAUGAGCUGCCCUCGCAAGGUGUGCCUGUGGACAGUUCUGUUUCCAUUCCAAUCAAUUCAGGAGAGUCUGAGCAUGCUAUUCCUCUUCAAAACGAAACAUCGCAAUUAUUUAAGGAGGAUGAGGAUAAAAGGCUGACUUGCGGUAAAAAAGCAUCAAUUUCCCAAGAGGAGGAUCUGUUAGACGAAGACAACGCUGUGCCUAUUGACAUUCUGCGACAUUCUCCAGAGAAGGUUGAACUGUCACUCACAAACACCUCAGCAACUGGCAGCUUAUUCGCGACUAGUCCCCUUCGAAAUACGAUAGGAGGAGAGAAUUCAGAGGACACUUCAAAAACUCCUUCAGCAGUAACUGCAAGCUCCGCAACAACGUACCACUCUGCAGUACAAGGUGUUAUGGGUACAGGAGUAUUAUCUUCAACUUUCGCCUCCUCAACACAAUCCAAUUCUACCUCAACAACCCUCCCCGCAAGUACAACAGCUCCAUCUUUACCGGUGUCGACAGAUGCUGGAUCAUCUACAGUACAAUAUGAGGAUGAAACUGACAGCGAUGAUGAUACGGGCGCAGGUUAUGUGGGUGGAUUAAACCAGCUCUCUUUGGGAGAUUCAGAGUUAACAACUCAAUCAUUGUCAAAUAGUGAUUUCAAGCAACAUGGUGAAGACGUCAUUUCAAGAAACACCACCAGCAAUACAACAACAAGCGAUGGUACGCGGUACUCAGAACCUUCAUGUUCUCAUCAUCAUGCUUUUUCUUCAGCCGAAACACAAGGUAAUGAACUUGGAUUACCUUUCUUGAACAAGGAAAACACCUUUGAAUCCGAAAACCCUCCUUGUUCAACUAGCAAGGAUGAAGAAAAUAAUGAAAGAAACUCGGUAACAGAGCUGGAGAAAACUUGCAAACCCACCGAGGAAUUACAGUCACAACAAACAACUGAACAUUUAAUAACAAAUGUCUGGAAAACAGAAUCUGAAGAGGAUGUCUCAAACUCAACCACUGUACUAGUUCAGUAUUACAAUGAUGAAAAAGAGGAAGAAGCUAUUGCACAGCUUUCAGAUGAAAGCAGCAAGCAUCAUAUCGUUUUGAACGGAAGCCUUCCACCAACAGUGGCAACAGCAAAUGAAUCUGAGGAAACCAUAAACAUCAGUACCCAAGCAGAGGUUAUUACAGCUAUGGAAGAGCCAAACAAAGGUAGUUCAGACCAGCCCAUCUUAGCCGUCGGUGAGGCAGACCUCAACGACAAUACACAUCCAUUCCUUGAUGAAACCCAGCACGAAACAAGCAAAGAUAACCAAGAUAUACUUGAGACUGCCCUUGAACCAACCACAUCAACACCUAUUACAGAAACGACAGAAAUUCUUUUUCAGUCAGGGAUGUUUAAGGGAGACGUUGAAAAUGGUGUACCACAUGGGAAAGGCUUAUAUUAUACAAAAGAUGGUACCAGUUAUGAUGGUGGAUGGAUCCAAGGCAAAAGAAACGGAAAAGGAAGACUGGAAUACCCUGACGGCUCAGUUUAUGAAGGAGAGUUUUUAAAUGAUAUGAGACACGGUCAUGGACACUACACAACUCCAAACUACGUGUACGAAGGUUUGUGGGCAAAUGACAAGAGAAACGGUCAAGGAAUGAUAGAAUAUGUUUUUGGUGACAAAUAUGAUGGCUGUUUUACAAAUAACUUUCCCGACGGCAAAGGCCAAUAUUGUUUCUGCGACGGAUCCAUUUAUACAGGAGAAUUUAAACAUGGAUGGAGGCAUGGAGUAGGUACAAUUCAAUAUGCUGAUGGUAUUACGAAAUAUGAAGGUGAAUGGGAUUGUGACAGAAGAACAGGAAAUGCAAAAAUUGUGUAUUUGGAAGGGGUGUAUACUGGUCAAGUAAAAGAUGGAAGACGACAUGGAAAUGGAUCAUUUACAUACUCAAACGGUGAUGUUUAUGAAGGACAUUGGGAAAAUGACAAGAAACAUGGUAAAGGAGUAUACUACUUUGGGUCAUUAAAGUCAGGAUCGUACUUUAGAGGUGAAUGGAAAAACGGAGUUAAGCACUGCACCGGCGUUAUGACGUCCACAAAAUAUAUUCCUAUGACGCCUCCAAAGAAGGGACUCAGACCUAUAUCCACAUCUUUCGAAGAAGUAUGGCAUGAAGGACAGCUAGCUCAAAAGAAAUUACUUUAA
This is a messenger RNA of Naegleria lovaniensis, 3363 nucleotides long. RefSeq lists its product as uncharacterized. The coding region runs from base 1 to 3363 and encodes 1120 amino acids. Lineage: Eukaryota; Heterolobosea; Eutetramitea; Acrasida; Naegleriidae. The record is from RefSeq and is a predicted model, not a curated record. The transcript has a single exon.